UUUGUUCGCAGCUUCACGUAACAGUGUUUUGUCUGUGUUUUUCCUCGGAUAUGGACGUUGUAGUUGUCAUCUUUAGCCAUCACUAACGUUAGCUCUUUCUUGCUCUGUAAGAAUAGCAUCACUGUAUGGAAUACUGUUGCUUUUGUUGUCUACUCUCAACGAUGCCACUUUUCUUCCCCGGACUCCACCGAUAGUUUCUCCCGUCCUGCCUUCAUUUAUAAACCGAAAGAGAAAUCUGAAAGUUCAGAGGACCAUGUCUAGGAAGUGAGCUUCAGCGAUGGAAGGGAAAGGCCCAUACCGCAUUUAUGAUCCAGGUGGGAGCGAGGUCAAAGCCAGGGAGGAGGCUGGAGGGAGCAGCUAUCGACAGCUUUUGGAGGAGAACAGCAUACUGAGGGAGAGGAUGAAGGGACUUAAAAGCUUAGGAGAUUUGUUGGAAGAGUCUCAGUCGGAGGCAUCGAGGCUUCGCCAGAGAGUAGAGGAGCUUGUGAGAGACAACGAAGCCCUUAAGUCCUCGAGCAUUGCUGCCAGUCUGUGUAUGGGAGGACACAUUCAAACUGAGACACAAAGUAGGUCUCAACACUUGGAUGGUCAAGGCAAAUCCUGUUUGCAUCCCUCUGCAGAGCAGAAGGAGGAGCAAACAAUCUGUUUAGGGAAAGCCAUCCAGCCUGAAAAGCCCAUUGAGGCCUUAUCAGAGUUUGAAGUGGUUAAUAUGGAGGGGAAGACUGCAGAUACGUUGACGGCGGGGUCGGUGGCUGGAGUAAUCCCCCUCUUGCCUCAGGAGAACAUCGAGCUAGCAAGCCAGCUGAAGAGACUGGAGAGCUCCUUCAGUAUAUUUGCAGAGGAGUCUAACCCGAACCAGCUGUUGGCUCACCUUGGCCGUAUGGCUGUAGAGUUUCACCAUCUUUCCUCUAAAGUACAGAAGAAUGAACAGAGGACAUCCCUCCUACAGACUCUCUGUGAGCAGCUCAGACAGGAGAACAAUGAGCUUCGAAAGAAAAUGGAAGAGGAUCAUCAUAUCAGGAAUCGGGACUUGGAACAGCUGAGGCAGGAGAAUCAGAAACUGAAGGAGCUGGUGACGGGAGGAGCAACAGGAGCAGCAUCUGCAGCGCAAUCUGACACUGAAGCUCCAGAAGCCAAAGAGGAGCCGGUGAAGGAGGAAUCCACUGCUGUUCGACCCAAAAUGGAGGCCAACACACCGCAGAAGAGUGGAAAAGCUGCUGAAAAAACCCCAACUAAACCUUGUGAUGUUGAGGUGUAUGAAAAGAAGAUCAAACUUUUGGAGAAGCAGAGAAAGGAUGUACUGGAGGUGAACAAGCAGUGGGACAUUCAGUGGAACUCCAUGAAGUCACAGUUUGAACAGAAGAUCACAGACCUCAGACAGCGCCUGGCGGAGUCCCAGAAAACUGUGCUGGAGCUGGAAGCAGAGCGAGAACAGAGGCAGCGUGACUAUGACAAGAAGCUGCUGCUGGCCAAGUCCAAGAUCGAAAAUGUGCAGGGGGAGAAGGAGUGUCUCAACUCUGAGACCACGGAGCUGAAGCAGAAGAUUCGGUAUCUGCAGGAUCAGCUGCUGCCGCUCAGCAAACAGAGAGAGUAUCAGGAGAAGGAGAUCCAACGCCUCAACAGGGCUUUAGAGGAAGCCUUAAACCUGCACUCCCCAUCAUCCUCUCAACAACCACCUGGCCAGGGGAACUUUGCAGAUGCAGCAAACAACCUGAAAAAACAGGAAUUACUCACACAAAUCGCAGUACUAAAGGAACAGGUGAAAAUCUUUGAAGAAGACUUCAGAAAAGAGAGGAGUGACAGAGAGCGAAUGAAUGAGGAAAAAGAGGACUUGAGGCGACAGGUUGAGCGACUCCAGGGUCAGAUUACUAAUUUGACCAAUCAGCUUCAUCAGGCACAGAAUGAGUGUCAGAGGGAACGUACAGAAAGGUGUAAACUGGAGAGACUGCAAAUGCAGCAUCACAAACAGGGGCAGCAGCAGGAAAGACGUACCUCAGACCCCACGUCAGGCUCAGUGAACGGCCCGCUGAGCCCUCCCUACUGUGGUCCCUUUGUGCAGGUGGGACCGCAGGGCCUUGAGGGCUGGCCCAUACACUUCCCUCCCAGGAUGCCCAAUGCAGCAGGCGCCGCAGCAGCACCGCCCCCAGUGCGAGACUUCCAGCCUGUUACCCCGGGUUUUCCUUGGCAAUCUUCAUUCUCGCAGCCGAGAGGGGCCAGAGCAGUAGGGGAGAGUUCAAGACCACCACCAGAGAAUGCAGAUCAGUCUGCGGCGGCAGCAGCAGCAGCAGCAGCGGGAUUCGGAAAAAGGGAGCGACAGAACAUUGAUCCUGGAAAGCACUAAGCAUCACCGUACCCACCAAAUGGAAGCUGGGUAGUAGCAUGAAUCAGUUUGUUUUUGAGUUGACAAGGUGUGAUUUGAUCCAUAAUUUUCCUACUGAACUGUAGAUAUCCUAUUGUAAUGUUGUUUAUACUUGCGUUUUAUAAGGCUAUUUGUGAAACACUUCGCUAUUCUGAAUAUAUACAUUAAAUAUUAUUUAGAUUUUUUUAUCAGGAACUGAAGUCAUUUGUUAAAUAGGUUGGAAUAAUGACAUUGAUUUUUUUUUUUCCAGAAAAAUAUACCUAUGUGAUUGUCUCUCUGCAAAUAUGUAACAACUUGACACUUAGUUUGUUACAUGUAGGGUUACAGGAAGCCAUUCCCCAAUACGAAUAAGACUACAUAUAUUCAUUCCAACACUGAAUGAUUAUAUACGUAGGUACAUUGAAUCAUAGGACUUUCAAUGUGAAUGUUAAUUGAUUUAUGAAGAUUUCUUCAGUACCAUUGAUGUUAUAGAACUGUCCCAUAUGUGUAACUGUUCAAAAGUGGUUGUUGAAAUACAAAAUUUUUGGGAAAUGAAUUUUGAUGGUAUCAUACCAAAUACAUGAUUGUGAUUAUUGAUAAUUUAUUUAUAACCUGCUGUUUUGAUAGUUGCAUUGAAUAAGUGUAAAUCAUUGUCUUUAGUAAUGCUGUUCUUUCUAUGUUGUUAGUGUAAUCCCAAUAUAUUGUAGCUAUUGACAUUGUAUGUUUGUAUCAGACAAUACACAAUGCACAGUACAUACACAAUCUUUUUUUCCCAUGAUGAUGGACCUAAUCUCAUUAAACACAGCACUUCAACUUGAGCACAUUUGAUUUGAUAAUUUGACCACUCAUUACAAUAUUCAUAUUCAUCUUAAUGUAUCCUGUACUAUUACCCACAGUUUAUUCCCAGAAACAAACAAAUGCCAUCACUUUCAUUCUAAAAUAGUUCAAAUUAAUGAGUUCUGAUCAGUGGAACUAUUACAACCAGUACUGAAACAUUGGCAGUCUGCUUGAGCAGCACAAGUACAGAUUUGCAUUGGUUUUUGAAGGCCCUAGACCUGGUGUUACAGCAGUACAGCCGCUCCUCAGAGGAACACCUCUGUCAGGAAGUCUGGCUUUGCUUUCUGUCCACUUUAACAACCAGCAAUCCACACCUCACCGACUGACCUGUGAACUGCUGUAACACAAAGUCAAGAGCCCUUCUGAGAGACGGGAUCCACACCUCAAGGUAACAUGUUACUAUUCCAAAAAAAAAAAAAGCCGAUUCAAUGUGUAU
This is a messenger RNA of Sphaeramia orbicularis (orbiculate cardinalfish), 3611 nucleotides long. RefSeq names its product TNFAIP3 interacting protein 1 (gene tnip1). The transcript has 18 exons. The coding region runs from base 278 to 2341 and encodes 687 amino acids. The record is from RefSeq and is a predicted model, not a curated record. NCBI's taxonomy places the organism in Eukaryota, Metazoa, Chordata, Actinopteri, Kurtiformes, Apogonidae. Gene Ontology annotation, biological process: negative regulation of canonical NF-kappaB signal transduction; regulation of transcription by RNA polymerase II; cellular response to lipopolysaccharide.